This is a messenger RNA of Ilex paraguariensis (yerba mate), 1515 nucleotides long. The record is from the annotation of a GenBank genome assembly. Lineage: Eukaryota; Viridiplantae; Streptophyta; Magnoliopsida; Aquifoliales; Aquifoliaceae.
AUGGAGGGAAAAAAGCAAGGCGGUUCAUCAUCAUCGCCGUCGUCUUUCACUUCUGAUCUUUUUGGUUCGAAGGAUUCCAGUAGUUCAUCCUCUUCAGGGAUUUUCGGGUCAAUCUUUGCUCCUUCGUCCAAAAUGUUGGGGAGAGAGUCUUUGCGUUCUGAGGCAGUAGAGAAGAAGCACGACUCUGCCAGUCAAUCUUGGAGCACCAAACCUGGAGCCCCAGACACUCCCCCUUGGAGCAAUGAAGAAGGAAGUCAGAGCAUAAGUAACAGGGACGUGACUUCGUUUUAUCACCAAGAAAAAGUUCAACCAUGUCAUCUCAGCUCAUCAAUAUACUAUGGCGGACAAGAUGUCUAUUCUCAACCUCAGAAUACCCAGACCUCUGGGUACUCCAAUUUUAAUAAAAAUUGGGGAGAAGAUGACUCCGGCAGUGCUUCAAGAGGAAACUGGUGGCAAGGUUCUCUCUAUUAUUAGGUGCUCAUCACCCAUGGCUUGUGAACUUUACAUGGUAUUUUAUUUAUGGAACUCUUUUUGAGAAAUUAGAUGCGAGUUCUUUUAUUGUUUUUCGUUCUCAAUUCUAACUUGUAAAAAGACCUUGAUAAGUUCCAGACAUGGACCAUUCAAUAGUGUUUCCUUGGAUGUUCAUAGACUCUGAGACUAGGUUAUCUAGUCUAGUGAUGUUUUCGUCACAAUUUUGCACAUCAUACAUAUCUCUAAGCUACCAUGUGCAUUGAAUGUUUUUAGUUUCUAGGUUUGAAAAUUUCUGCUGAGGCGUAAAUAGAUUUAUUGUCUUUGAAUUCCAUGAUCUGGGAUACAAAAAUUAAUUUUAGAACUGGGGUAAUUCAGAAAAUGAAACUCUCUUUUAUAUGAAUACCACCAUCACUCCCAUUUGCCAUUUGGGGUGUCAAUUUUUCACAAAUAUUAGCACGACAUGAACCCAUGAACCCAAAAAAACCAUAGCGGGAAAGAAGAUUGAAAAAAUUCAAAUGGAAAGAAGUUUGCAUGUGAAGGACUAUAUCAUUGAUGAUGUUUCAUUUGAAUGCUAUUCCUCCCAAAUUGAUAUGCUUAAUAUCUUCUCUUUUAUUUUCCUUUGCAGGUAUUCAAAAAAUUAGGGCAGCAGCUUUUAAUACUACUGAGUUCUCUGAAAGAUGGAUAGUAGCCAGGUCGUUGUGGGCAGCCCGUAAUUCCUGCCAAGCAUUAUAUGUAUUCGACAGUUAUAUGUUCUUUCUAGGGACUUGGUAUGCCAGUCUCCUUUUGUGGUGGAAAGUUUUAACAAGAAAUUCUGUAGAGUCUUUGUGUGGCUGAACUUUCUUUACUGUCUUACCCAAAAAAAUGACAUUUGCUAGAAACUCUUCCAUCAUCCUCCUCAAUGGAUAGUGACCCAACAUGUGGAACUAUUUUGUAAUCUGUAUUAUGGUUUUGUUCACAACGUACUGUUGAUUUAGCUCUUGCUUGGUGUGUGGACCAGUAGGAGAAUUAUCUAGUGAUAUAUCCAACAAAUUGUCUCAGAGCCAU